CGAAAAAAAAACAACAAACGACAAAAACUGUUUUAGAUAUCCCGCAUCACAGAGACUCGCUGGUCGAAAUUAUACAUUGCCACAGCGUCGUUGCAGGCACUCAUCAUUAUCAUUUUGCAAGCACUCAUUUGUUCACAAAACACGCUCCAAGCGAACUUACUCCCCCCACCAGCGGGCGACUCGGUGCUGACGUCGAAUAUAACCGGCGACGAAAUGAUACCUGAACAAGCAGCCGAUCGACUGGGCAGAAUUAUCUGGGAAAACAUUGCAUUUAUUGGUUUCCAAGGAUGGUUCUUGGUGAUGGUCUUUGAUGCGACGGUUUAUCAAAACACCGCGGAAAUCCUAGCACUCGCCGUACUGAAUGCGAUUUGUGCUAUUCUCGGUGCUCUACAGGUGGUCGAUGGUAACAAAUGGCUGGAACGGCUCGCAAAAACAGAUUACUCCACCGCACACCUCGAGACGGCACGAUGGCUCGAGAUUGCGCUCUGUGUCGUUAUUUUGUUGUUCGCUUGCAUGAUGGCUUAUCUCAGUUACGAGAUGUCUAGGCAGUUUGGUUGGAAUAUUUACAAGAAAAUCGGUGCCGACGUUCAAAUGCAAAAAAUGUACCGGAUGUUCCAAUUCUUCGUCCUAGCCCUGAAAAUUGACGUGUUUACACAAUUUCUCGUGUCGUUGUUCUACGUAAUUCAAUUUGGCACCAAAGUUGAAGGCGUUGUUUGGGAAACCGGCAUUCAGAUUGUCGUCACAAUUCUUAUCUUGCCGAUGCUAUAUUUUGCACGAACAGCAGGAAGCACGGAAAGUUAUGGACGGAUGAUCACAUUCAUUACUUUUGAGGCGAUCGUCAUUGUGCAUUAUGCCUUGAUUCUAAAGCAAACGUUGCAACCUGACAACAGUUGGUACACCUGGAUUUGCCUAGUGCUGAUUGGUAUUGUCCUUUGUGCUGGAACGGGUAUUCUCGGUGGCAUCUGCAUGAAUAAUUUUGGCAAGGGAUUAAAGUCCUACGUCCAAAGAGGCAGUUCUAAAAAGGCCCAGCAAGACGUAGAGAUGGCCAAGAAUAACAACAACAACUGGCAGAUUGACGAAGACUAGACAGCAUGCGUAUAAACAAACAAACAUCACCACCUCCUCCAUCUAUUUGUUCUUGUUCAGCACUAAAGUACCACACCUUUUUUUUACCCUUUCCAC
Messenger RNA from Zychaea mexicana, 1182 nucleotides. RefSeq lists its product as uncharacterized. The record is from RefSeq and is a predicted model, not a curated record. Gene Ontology annotation, cellular component: Golgi apparatus. The transcript is spliced from 6 exons. Bases 214 to 1086 code for a protein of 290 amino acids. Lineage: Eukaryota; Fungi; Mucoromycota; Mucoromycetes; Mucorales; Lichtheimiaceae.